GUACACGGGAAGUUCAAAGCCUGAGCAAUUUCGGAGCUCAGUGGGGCGGAAGUGUGUCUGGGUUAGAAUUUAUUUUAAAAGUAUGAAUCUGUAUCCAUGAUUUGAUGAGUGAAGAGUUUUGAAUAUUGUUAUUCGACUGAAAGUGCUUAAGACUUUUUCUGGUAGUUCGCAUUUGAUGUUAAGAUAUUUUCCUUCGUCGGCGGUGGCAUGUUGGUUGGUUAUAGCAGCAGCUCAGAAGAAGAGGAGGACAGCUUAGCUGUGAAAAAGCGAAAAAGUGAAACUCUCCUAAACGAUAGCGCUUCAGAUUUAAAACGGCCGAAAUUUACUCCAACACCUCUAGAGCCGGGAUCCUUCCAGCAGCAGGAGUCCGGCGCCCGCGGCCCCCGCCGCCCGGGAGAGAGCGAUGAGGUGCCCUCCCCUGGACGUCAUGCCCGUUUGCCCGUGCCGGGGAGCGUGCUGGACAUGUUCAAGGGGUCGGAGGAGGAGGCUCUGCCGGAUCCCUCCAGGCAUGGGGGUCGGAUGCGCUCUUUCGGCCACGAGCGCGGGAACUGGGCCACCUACGUGUACCUGCCGUACUCCCCAGACGAGAGCUUCCUGGAGCUGGUAGAGGUCCUGGCCCGGGCGGCACAGGGUCAUGGGGUGGUGCUGAAGAGAGCGGACGAGUUUCACAUCAGCCUCUCGCAGACCGUUGUCCUGCGCCAUCACUGGAUAGAUCCCUUUGUACUGUCUCUCAAGAAAGAGCUUGCAAACUGCCAGAAGUUUAUGUGCGUGGCGGACAGAGUGAAUGUUUACACCAAUCAGGAGAAGAGCAGGACCUUCCUGGGUGUGGAGGUGUCCGCCGGACACCCGCAGCUGCUGGAGGUGGUGAGAGCAAUUGACAGGACCCUGCAGGAGUUCCGCCUCAGCACCUUCUACCAGAAACCAUCGUUCCACGUGAGCCUGGCCUGGUGCGUGGGAGACUACACAGAGACACUGAGAGGAAUGUGCUGUCAGGAGCUGCAGACCAUCCUUGACAAAUAUGAAGACGGUGCCUUCCAGCUCACAGUGCCCUGUGAGGACAUCCGCUGCAAGUCUGGAAACAAGGUCUUCUCCUUCCCACUGCGCUGAGAGGAGGAGUCUGGAUCUCCUGAGGAUGUGGGAUGUGGAUCUUCCAGCUUCCAUUCAUCUACUCUCCCAACGCCCAAUGGUUGGAAACGCUUUUUCCAAAGAGCGGAGCAGGCAGUCCUUGCCCUGAGCACUUCUUUUAUCUGCGUGACAAACUGUUGAGAGAAUAUGGACGAUAAAAUUGCCCAAAUAUUCUCUCUCACCGGUUUGUUAGAUCUGGGAUUUCCCAGUCACUUUAGAUGUAGAAUAUUUUUUAAAGAACAAGUUUACUUAGUUCAGAAGUAAAAUCUGGCUAAAAUCUAUAGUUAUUGUAAGUAAGUUGUGAACUUGAAAACAUUAAAAGCAAACCUGCAGGUGCACAGGUGAACCUGACAUAUCCACUGUGAAACGGAGGGUAAACCCCCUUUCAGAUAAACUGGCAUCCAUGUAACCAAUGACUAUAUUUCAUUACAUAAUAGAGUAUAUUUUCAAUUUGCUUAGUAAUAAAUGUUACUUUUUAUACAGAAAAGAUGUCCGCUGCUUCUCUAAUCAUUUAUUAAGGUCAUGUUGUACGUUUUCUGUUCUUAAGUGAGUUGAUGUAGUUGCUGGUCUCUCGCCAGCUCCUGAGCCUUUGCUCAAUACUGCCAAAAUCACCCUUUCUUAAUUCUUCAUACAAAUUGUAUUCACAUCUCAGGUGGGGCUGUGGGAUUUUGUAAAGCCUAGGUGUAGAUCGAGGCAAUCAAUUGUGUAACUGAACGUAACUCUGAAUGAUGCGCAACAAACUGCAUGCUACUGCUUUGUCCACAAUUAAGACACUAGUUACACAACAUUUGUGCACAUGGAGCUUCUUGUGUUAUUUGCCGUGACUCUAGUAGUUCCCUUUUGCAGUAUCUUUUACCCAUGGGUUCGCUAAAUGUACUAAAUAAAGUAUGUGUUUCGUUCUGCUGUAACACUCAUAUCUCAGUUGGCCUGAGCUGGGAUGUUUUUUGUGAUAUAGCUCAUUGCUUAUUUUCCACAGUGUUCGGUAACUGGCUCAUGUUGGUGGAGGAGAUUUGUCUGGAAGUAGAGUGCAGGAACAUACACAAUCAUCUUAGUUAAAUAUGCUGAGUUAUUAGUAGUAAACACGACUACAGGAAGUGUGUUAUCAAAUUUCAUUAAUGAAAAGAGUUUGAAAUGGUUAGAACAUGAUCAGUUUUUAGGAUGUGGUAGACCUGGAAGUAAAAGAAGGAAUUUUA
Lepisosteus oculatus (spotted gar) is the source of this 2318-nucleotide messenger RNA. It is a transcript of the gene usb1, whose product is annotated as U6 snRNA biogenesis 1. Lineage: Eukaryota; Metazoa; Chordata; Actinopteri; Semionotiformes; Lepisosteidae. Gene Ontology annotation, cellular component: nucleus. Gene Ontology annotation, biological process: U6 snRNA 3'-end processing. Gene Ontology annotation, molecular function: 3'-5'-RNA exonuclease activity. The record is from RefSeq and is a predicted model, not a curated record.